Eurytemora carolleeae is the source of this 381-nucleotide messenger RNA. RefSeq lists its product as uncharacterized. NCBI's taxonomy places the organism in Eukaryota, Metazoa, Arthropoda, Copepoda, Calanoida, Temoridae. The record is from RefSeq and is a predicted model, not a curated record.
AGAGUGGAGAUUUAAAAAUGACAAAACAAUCUAGCAAACAGGAGCUGGAGUGCUCGAAAAGCUCUGUGUUCAGUCGACUGGGAGGGCAGGAGGAGCAGGAGGCUCAGCAGAGGGAGGAAGAGGAGGAGGAGGAGAAGGAAUUGAAGAGGGAGAAGAAGGAGAUCAUAAUAAAGAGAGCAAAGAUUGAAUCCGAUUUCAGUUAUAAAAAAGAAACCAAGAAUUAUCUAAUUAAAGCUGUUAAACUGGAAAAACAAGACAAACAUUCAGCUUUUGAUAGAUUGGAAAAAUCAGAUUCUACUCAGGAGUGUCGUGUGUCGAGUAGCGUAGAACAAGAACUGAAUCCAAGUAGAGGAAUUCUCAAACAACGUGGCGGGCAGAAGG